Molecule: messenger RNA, 1665 nt
Organism: Epithele typhae
Lineage: Eukaryota; Fungi; Basidiomycota; Agaricomycetes; Polyporales; Epitheliaceae
Exons: 4
Coding region: 1-1665 (554 amino acids)
Biological process (GO): regulation of DNA-templated transcription
Molecular function (GO): DNA-binding transcription factor activity
Source: RefSeq, a predicted model, not a curated record
AUGGGCAGAGAAGUCGCCGCCGCCUACCGUCGCCGCAAGUAUACCUUGCCCACCGAUCCCUUCGCCUUCCCCCUCUCCUCCCCCUCCAACUCCAGCAUGGACUCCCUCAAUGAAUCCCCCGACAAUCUCACCCCCGCCCGCAAGCACCACAAGCUCCUCAAGGACGGCAGCGAGGUCUGGUCCAAGGACGUUGAGAAGAUCUUUGUCGACGGCCUCCGCCAGUACUGGCAGUCCCCCUGGGCCACCUACUCGCGCGGCCGCAGCAGAUGGCGCAACCAGUUCCUCGUCGACCACCUCAAGAAGGCUGGUGUCGAGCGCACCAAGAAGCAGGUCGCAGUCAUAUCCAGGUCCUUCGCAACAUGUGGAGAGGCCAACCGGUUCCACCUCGUCGCCGGCGGCGAAGAGCUCUUCCAGGACAAUGGGCUCUUCUCCCCCACCAACCGCAAGUCCCCCGCGUCCCCCACCAGCUCUUCAUCCGUCGGCCGCGGUCGCGCAAAUUCCAUCGCUUCCACCAACGCCUCCUCCCCCUCCUCGACGCCCGAGUUCCCACUCUCCGACUUUCCGCCCGAGAUGUCCUCCGUCUACCCGUCUCUAUCCCCGCAGUCGAAUUUGUCGUCCUACGCGGAUCUUCGCGGAGAUGAACACUUCGCGUGCGCCAUCUCCCCUUCUUCCAUGGUUGAUCCCGCGUAUGGCGGUCUUUCGCCUUCCGCAGGCGCUCUUCCCGCAAGCACGCCUCUCUCCGUAAAACUCGAGCCGCUCGCGAUGGACUCCACCCUCUUCACUCUCCCUCAUGCGGCGUAUGCAGACCACUUGGGCGACUAUGCCCCGCACAACCGGAUAGCUUCUCUCUACUUCUGGGCGGACGGGAUGACUCCGCUUGCUGUCGAUCUCGACCGCCUCGUGGGCGGGGCAAACGAUGUCGCGCCUUCGACCACCUUCCUCCACUUCCGAGUUUCGGUGCCACCUGUUGCCGAUCUCCGAUGCCCGCCUACCUUUCAGGGUAUCAAUGGAGCCGUAUCGUUAGCGCGCUCCUGGCAAACUCUUGCGCGGUGCCAUUCGAAGAGUUCUGAUGCCAACGGCACCAUCGUCCUUCAGGAUGUGGGCGCGUUCACCCCCGUAACGACCCCGCAGUUGCAGACGUGCCUUGGCGUUGACGUGCGCGGCCAACAAGUGUGCUCCUUCAUGCCGGAGUCGGCGCUCACCCGUUGCCAUUGGAUCGACACCGUCAGCAAGAUCACUCAGCAGGUCUUCGUCGACAACGAGGUUCUUGCCGUGCUAGUUUACCACAUUGACCGCACUACCGAUCCCGGGCGUCCCGCACCCGCCAUGGAGGUAAUCAGCGUUCAGAAAUGUCCCUGGCGCCCCCAAGACUCUUCCCCGACCGCAGCCACGUCGCCCUAUCAGCUCCUAACGACCUCGCCGCCUGUCUCGCCUACCUUGCCUACCUUCCCGCGGGUGUCGACCUCCGCCGGAGGUCCCCUCUCGCCCCAGCCGCCGAUCAUGCACCAUGGCAUCCACAGCCCUGGUGCGAGCUCCGGUGCAGGUGUCGGUCUGAGCUCUGGUAUGGGCGGCGUUGGCGCGGUAGGCGGGAUGGAUGACGCCUCGGCGCGGAUGUUCAACUUCGCGUACUCGCUCCCCUCGCCAUACGGCUUCCACUCCGCCUGA